This is a messenger RNA of Larimichthys crocea (large yellow croaker), 1861 nucleotides long. RefSeq names its product acid phosphatase 7, tartrate resistant (putative) (gene acp7). NCBI's taxonomy places the organism in Eukaryota, Metazoa, Chordata, Actinopteri, Sciaenidae. The record is from RefSeq and is a predicted model, not a curated record. Gene Ontology annotation, molecular function: metal ion binding; acid phosphatase activity. Bases 207 to 1526 code for a protein of 439 amino acids. The transcript has 15 exons.
CAUGUUAAAACUCAAAUUCCCACAAGCCACGUGGACACAGCUGCGUGCAAAGACGUAGUCCGGAACUGCUCGCGGGCCAAACAAACAGCUGAAUAAUACGUUCUUCAUCGUUCAGGUCGACUGAUGCAGAGGUCUGUUGUCGGGGACCGGCUGUGUGUGUAGGUGAGCAUGGUGUAGACUGGCACUGAGGUCAGUUCAGUGUUGUAAUGGCGCCUGUUCAUGCUGCCUGCGCUUUGUUAAGCCUCGCACCCCUGUUGGUGCUUGGUGUUCCUCCCAUUUGGACCCAGCCAGAGCAGGUGCACCUCUCAUAUCCAGGAGUACCAGGUUCUAUGGUGGUGACCUGGACCACCUUCAAUAAGACGGAGACCAAGGUGGAGUACGGCCUUCUGGGGGGUCGGCCCUUUGAGAUGAGCGCCAAAGGUGACGUAACUCUGUUUGUGGACUCAGGAGUGGAGAAGAGGAAGAUGUUCAUCCACAGAGUCACUCUGAAAGGCCUCAAACCUGCUGCUACUUAUGUCUACCACUGUGGGAGUGAUGACGGUUGGAGCGACAUGUUCACCUUCACUGCUCUGAAUGACAGCACUAGUUUCGGUCCCAGGUUUGCUCUGUAUGGUGACCUGGGUAACGAGAACCCUCAGUCUCUGGCCCGACUGCAAAAGGAGACGCAGCUCGGCAUGUACGAUGUCAUCCUGCACAUAGGGGACUUUGCCUACGACAUGCACGAGGACAAUGCCAGGAUUGGAGAUGAGUUCAUGAGGCAGAUCCAGUCUAUAGCAGCCUACGUGCCCUACAUGACCUGUCCAGGCAACCACGAGGCCACGUACAACUUCUCCAACUACAGGAAUCGCUUCAGCAUGCCAGGCCAGACUGAGAGCCUGUGGUACAGCUGGAACCUGGGGUCAGCGCACUUCGUCUCCAUCUCCACUGAAGUUUAUUUCUAUCUCGAAUACGGCCAGGAGCUCCUCUUCAAGCAGUACGAGUGGCUGAAGAAAGACCUGGAGGAAGCCAACAAGCCGGAGAACCGAGCAGUGCGUCCAUGGAUCAUCACAAUGGGACACAGACCAAUGUAUUGCUCAGAUGACGACCAGGAUGACUGCACCAAGUUUGAUUCCUAUGUCCGGCUCGGACGGAAUGACACCAAACCGCCAGCUCCCGGACUAGAGGAUCUAUUUUACCGCUACGGAGUGGAUCUGGAGUUGUGGGCACACGAGCACACGUAUGAGAGGCUCUGGCCUGUUUACGGUGACAAGGUGUGCAAUGGAAGCAAAGAGCAGCCUUAUGUGAACCCAAAAGCUCCGGUACACAUUAUCACAGGCUCUGCUGGCUGCAGAGAGAGGACUGACAGGUUCAAUCCAAACCCCAAAGACUGGAGCGCUUUCCGUAGCACAGACUACGGCUACACCCGCAUGCAACUGGUCAACGCCACCCACAUUUACUUGGAGCAGGUCUCUGAUGAUCAGUACGGCAAGGUGAUUGACAGCAUAUGGGUGGUGAAGGAUAAGCAUGGCUACUCUGCCUGGUUCUGAAGACAUACUUAAAAAAAAAUCUGCUCAGGAAAUGCACUUUAAACAUAAAACCAGCACUUUUGUUUUUCUGCAUCCCACCAAUUAUACACUGAUGAUGAAAUUGCACAUUUUUUUAUUCUUGAUCAUUCAGCCUUUCAAAUAAAGUAUUCAUUUUUAGUUCAGUAUCUUUAGACAUUUUCUAUCUAAUAAGAAGACCACGUUAUGAUUAACAUCUACACUUUAUGUAAUAAAUGGUUCCAACAUGUAUUAUGUAAUAAUGGGAUGUUUUGUAAACAGAGAAUCAUAAAUUGUUUUAAAAUUAAUUUUAAUGAAUAAAUUCUGCUUUUUUUAAUGGA